CUCUCUCUGUCUAGGGGUUGAGCUGGGCAAGGGGCGUGCCGAGGAUGGAGGACAAGCCCUACAGCAGCCUCAAGCCCUCUCUGGACAGGCUCACCCUGGGGGUCAUCCGGAUAUUAGAAGCUUCUCCAGGAGUCGAUGAGGUGACAUUUGUGGAAAAGGAGCCAGCUGAACGUCACUCUAUUGUUUCCUGGGAGCAGAAAAACUCCUGUGUAUUGCCAGAGGAUUUAAAGAAUUUCUACCUAAUGAGCGAUGGCUUCCACAUGACCUGGAGUGUGAAGUUUGAUGAUAACCCCAUGCCACUGGGCUCCAUGGUGAUUAACGGCAUCUCUAAGCUAAGUCGCCUUGGCGGAUCAUCGGCGUACGCCCUACCCAAUGCACCCACCCUCGCUGACCUGGAAGAUGAUAUGGAUGAGAAAGGUGAUGAAGACCAGCCAGAAAAGCCUCACUUUGACUCUCGUAGCCUGAUAUUUGAAUUAGACCCAUGCAACGGGAACGGGAAAGUUUGCCUUGUUUAUAAGCACACCAAACCAGUUGUCACCCCAGACACUGAGAUAUGGUUUCUGGACAGAGCUCUGUACUGGCAUUUCCUCACUGACACCUUCACUGCCUACUACCGACUGCUGAUCACCCACCUGGGUCUCCCGCAAUGGCAGUAUGCCUUUACGAGCUACGGUGUCAGCCCCCAGGCUAAGCAAUGGUUUAACAUGUACAAGCCCAUCACCAUCAACACAGCUCUACUCUCGGAAGAACCUGACUCCUUUGUGAACAAACUGGACCCCAACAAGGUAUUUAAAAGCAAGAACAAAACUCCGGUGAUCAAAAAGAAAUUGCCAGCCCAGCCAGCAGGCUCUCAGAAAAGCCACGCAAGCACAACCGCCUCCAAGACCCCUUCGCUAUCCGGGAACGCCCUGAGGAAACGAGAACCCCAAACCUGACGCUGGAAAGCAGGUUCAUUCCAGACUGUUAAAAACCCACUGUGGUGUCUCUU
Messenger RNA from Emys orbicularis (European pond turtle), 988 nucleotides. RefSeq names its product tubulin polyglutamylase complex subunit 2 (gene TPGS2). The record is from RefSeq and is a predicted model, not a curated record. The transcript has 7 exons. Gene Ontology annotation, biological process: protein polyglutamylation. NCBI's taxonomy places the organism in Eukaryota, Metazoa, Chordata, Testudines, Emydidae. Bases 45 to 935 code for a protein of 296 amino acids.